ACAGAAAUGAAAAGUACACCUGCAUAACCUGGUUAUAAUGGAAAAUGGGAUAGAAUAUUCAGAUAUUUCACAGAAAAAUGAGAUUAAUCGAAUUGUAGAAUCUUCUGAGAAUAAUAUGGACUCUAGUUCAUCAUCAAAUAUCCCGAAUCCUAAUGGAUGUAAUGGAACAAGUUUUGAGUGUAAUAUUUGUUUUGAAACUGCUCAUGAACCAAUAGUAACUAGGUGUGGACAUUUGUAUUGUUGGAGUUGUAUGUGCUUAUGGCUUGAAAAGGGCUAUGAAGAUUGCCCUGUUUGCAAAGCAGGAGUAACACAGGAAAAUGUGAUACCCCUAUAUGGUAGGGGCUGUGGUAAUGAUGACCCUAGGAAAAAAACAAAACCAAGACCAAGAGCAGAAAGACCAGAAGCUAGACAACGUCAUUCAACAGGACAUAAUAGCAGUUUUAGAGAAUUUCAAAGUUCUACAAUUUCCUUCAGUACUCUAAAUUUCCCUAUGUUAGCUAUUUUAGCUAAUCCUCUUGGAGCUAUAUUAAGUUUGGGAGCUGCACAAAGAUUGAUAUUUGGUGACUAUCAAAAUGGCACAAAUAGUUCAAAUAAUUUGUCAAACGAAGAAUAUAGAGCCCAACUUGUCUCAAAUAUUGCCCUAUUUCUAGGUAUUAUUAUGAUGUUGUAUAUAUUAUUUCUAGAGUAGUUAUAUAGAAACUAGAAUCAUAUAAGGGCUUAGAUUACAAUAAAAACUUUUUAUUUAU
Cryptosporidium muris RN66 is the source of this 746-nucleotide messenger RNA. Its product is annotated as zinc finger, C3HC4 type domain-containing protein. Gene Ontology annotation, cellular component: endoplasmic reticulum. Gene Ontology annotation, molecular function: ubiquitin protein ligase activity; metal ion binding; ubiquitin-like protein conjugating enzyme binding. The transcript is spliced from 3 exons. Bases 38 to 688 code for a protein of 216 amino acids. Gene Ontology annotation, biological process: ubiquitin-dependent protein catabolic process. NCBI's taxonomy places the organism in Eukaryota, Apicomplexa, Conoidasida, Eucoccidiorida, Cryptosporidiidae. The record is from RefSeq and is a predicted model, not a curated record.